Messenger RNA from Dendronephthya gigantea, 1164 nucleotides. Its product is annotated as cytochrome P450 2E1-like. Gene Ontology annotation, biological process: progesterone metabolic process; hormone biosynthetic process. The record is from RefSeq and is a predicted model, not a curated record. The transcript has 2 exons. The coding region runs from base 1 to 1164 and encodes 387 amino acids. NCBI's taxonomy places the organism in Eukaryota, Metazoa, Cnidaria, Anthozoa, Malacalcyonacea, Nephtheidae. Gene Ontology annotation, molecular function: iron ion binding; heme binding; steroid 17-alpha-monooxygenase activity.
AUGUUUAUAGAAGUUGCAGUGUCCGCAUUCCUUAUUUGGGUUGUAUGGUACAUUAGUAAUACCUGGAUAAAGAAGCGAGGAAUGCCACCUGGUCCCUUUCCUCUCCCGUGGAUUGGCAAUAUACCUCAGGUUAUGUCCAAUCAACAAUUUCUUUUCGAAAAUUUGUCUAAUGAAUAUGGAGAUAUCUUUACGGCAUUUUUGCCGAAUGGAACGUUUGUUGUAAUAAAUACCGCGUCGCUAGCAAGACAGGCGAGACUUUCCGCAAGAAACGACUUCGCGGGCAGAUCUUCUGAAUCAAGCUACCCUUUAGAGUUGAUAUUUGAAAAAGACGUUGGCUUUUCAGACUAUUCGCCAGGAUAUUUAUUCCGCAAGAAGAUAGAGAGAGCUAAAGAGAUCAAAAAGCUAUUAUUUUUACCAGAAUUUUUUGCCCAUCGUGAGACGUAUACUCCAGGUGUAACACGUGAUCUGACAGACAGCUUCAUCGCAGCUUAUGAGAAAGAGAUUGCCAAAGAGACUGGAAAAGACAUCGGAUCAAUAGAAGACAUACCAAAUUUGAUGUUAGAUUUUGCUUCUGGUGGGUUUGAUACAACUGCAGCUACAAUAUGUUGGUUCCUCCUCCACGUCGUUUUACGUCAAGAAAUCCAAGCGAAACUUCACAAAGAGAUUGAUAGCGUAGUGAAAAACGAUCGACUCCCAUGCUGGCAAGAUGCUCAGAACAUGCCCUUCCUACAGGCUACUUUAUGUGAAGUUAUGCGAACGUCGGGUCCUGUUCCAGCCACAGCGACAACUGCUAUUCGUGACACAAACGUCGCUGGCUAUCAUGUUCCAAAGAACACAAUACUCUUUCUAAAUAUCAACCAAAUUCACUAUGAUAUCAGAGAAUGGACUGAACCUAAUGAGUUCAAGCCAGAACGAUUUCUUGACGAAGAAGGAAAGUUCGUUGGUUGGACAGCGCGACAUGCUUUUAUGCCUUUUGGCCUCGGUCGUAGAGAAUGUCUUGGUCAACAGUUAGCGAAGGUCACGAUGUUCGUUUUUGCCUCAACGCUAUUGCAUCACUACAAGUUCGAACUGCCUGAAGGAGCAGAGAAACCGGAUGUUUUACCGACAGGUCUACAAGUUCAUCGUCCUAAAGACUUCACGCUUGUGGCAAAGAAGAGACACUAA